Messenger RNA from Trematomus bernacchii (emerald rockcod), 1410 nucleotides. RefSeq names its product crystallin, beta B3 (gene crybb3). Gene Ontology annotation, biological process: lens development in camera-type eye; visual perception. The record is from RefSeq and is a predicted model, not a curated record. The coding region runs from base 415 to 1227 and encodes 270 amino acids. Gene Ontology annotation, molecular function: structural constituent of eye lens. The transcript has 5 exons. NCBI's taxonomy places the organism in Eukaryota, Metazoa, Chordata, Actinopteri, Perciformes, Nototheniidae.
ACAAAGGGGAAAGACGUGGUGCAGUGAAGCACAAGCAAUCCAGGUAAAGCAAAUUAAGAUAUUCCUUCUCUUUUAGGCUUUUCUUGUUAUCCUGUCUCCCUGUCCCUUCUUCUAUCUGCUUGCUUCUUAAGAAGCAGUUUGUGCGUGCACUGUUGAUGUGAUUUGAUUUCUUACAGAUAGAAUGGACACAAUAGGAUUACGUUAAAUAAACAAGUAAAAGGUCUGCAAAGGUAGAUUUGUGAACUAUCAAUGCAAGCAGCUCUGAUAAAAAAAACAGCUUGAAGCCUUUCCUGUGAUGCAUCAAAGUUUGAUAAUUGUUGUUGGUGCAAUUAACUGUAUAUACCCCAAAUAAUUACAGCUAAAACAACCUAAGAGUACAAAUCAAUCCGAAGUUGGCGCUUAUAGGAUUAAACAAUGUUGUUGCUGUUCUUUAGAGGCAAAAUGACCGACAAGCAGGGAACCCCAGAUCAGCUGCCAGCAGAAAAGGGCCAAGGAGGGGCCGGAGCCACAUAUAAGUUGGCAGUUUUUGAGUUUGAGAACUUUCGUGGAAAGAAGGUGGAGUUGUCUGCUGAAUGUAAAGAUGUGAUGGAGAAGAUGCAGAGGGUCGGCUCAAUCAUCGUGGAGUCUGGACCAUGGGUGGGAUAUGAGCGUCCAGGUUUUGCAGGAGAGCAGUUUGUGCUGGAGAAAGGAGAAUAUCCCCGUUGGAGCACCUGGACCAACUGUCUGAACAGCUACAACCUGAGCUCAUUCAAGCUUCUGAAAGUGGACAGUGCAGAUCAUAAGCUGCACCUGUUUGAGAAUGCAGUGUUUGAAGGUAGAAUGAUGGAGAUUGUUGAUGAUGACGUCCCCAGUAUUUGGGCAUAUGGUUUCCAGGACCGUGUGGCCAGUGCAAAGGCAAUCAAUGGAACGUGGGUGGGAUACAUGUACCCAGGCUACAGAGGGCACCAGUAUGUGUUUGAGCAUGGAGAUUUCAAGCACUGGAACGAUUGGGGAGCCAAUGCACCUCAGAUCCAGUCCGUCCGACGUGUGCGGGACAUGCAGUGGCACAAGAGAGGGUGCUAUAUUGCCACCACCCCUACACCUCCCAAUCCCGCCCCCGCCCCUGCCCCCAAUCCAAACCCAACUCCUAAACCUAACCCCAAUCCAAACCCCACUCCCAAACCAAACCCCACUCCCAAUCCUAACCCUGCUCCAAACCCUAAAUCCCAAACUCAACCCCAACUUUAACACCAUCACCUCCUGCACCACCGGGCCGGGCUAAAGGCAGCUGGCCAGUCCCCAGUCUCUCUAUACUACGCCCCCUGUUAGUCUAGACUCUAGAGAAUAUAUAUAUCACCAUGCAAUUUUGGAAAACUGUAACUGACAAUAAUGAAACAUGUUAAUUUGUUGGAAAUAAAGGUUUGGCCCUGA